AUGACCUCAAGUGGCGGAUCACAAUUCACAGCCAACUGUCGGCACCUGAACGCCCUGUCCUCUCCGCUGAACGUAUUUGGCUAUGGAUUCCGGGUGGAGAAGACAACAUUCGAGGGUGGGUUUGGCUUAUCGCUUCUCAGCUUACCCGUGAUGACUGGUAUAUUGCAAGAGAGCGAUGUGGGCCAUGACGACUUUUCUGAUGAAGACGAUACACUGGCAAGUCCUGAUAUCUCGCCCACUUCAAUCCCACCUUCAACACUUGCAUCCUCGUUGGCCACCAAGUUUGGGGAUCUAGAAGGGACUCCCAUCUUUCGAGCAGAUGAAAGAGAUGAUUCUCGAUAUUUCGGAAAAUCCUGCUCGUUGUCAAUUCUAUCGCGAACAGGGAUAGAGUGGAUCAAGAGUAAAACGGGCGAUGUCAGCUUCUUACGAAUUAUCUCGCCCGAGUCUAUACAUGACAAUCCUUGGAAUCAGUGGCGACCAGAUGUGUUCCAUGAUCUAUUUGCCUCGCAAGUAUUUAAACCUCUGCCGUCAAGGUCAGAGGUAUUUUCUCUAAUGAAGGAUUUCUUUCGAACGGCCAAUCGUCUGUUUCCAAUUUAUCUUGAGUCGUCAUUUAUGAAAAUGGUCGAAUGGCAAUAUACGCAGCAAACAUGCGAUGAUGCCGCGCGUUGGGCCAGCAUCAACAUGGUGAUCUGCCUGGCUUAUGAAUAUCGAUCCUCUAAUAGCCACAAGUCAGAAAAGGAUAAAGAGAGGGCUGAGUUAUAUUUUAAAAACGCCAUGUCGGUCUUCACAGAGUUGGCUCUGAAACGCACCGAUCUGCUGAGUAUACAGGCAUUGAUUAGCAUGGCCUUUUUCCUUCGCGGAAAUUCUGGUACCCAAUCAGCUUUACCACUCAUUACUGCGGCCAUGCGGUCCGGUCAACGGAUGGGACUUCACCGAGACAUUGCAAGGCCAGACCUUAGCCCAGCCCAACAGGAAGAAAGAAGGCGCGUCUUUUGGGUUGCCUUUGUCAUCGAUCAAAGUACUUGCCUAAGGAUUGGAAACGCACCAUCUCAACAUCCAGAUGACUUCGAUGUCCCUCUUCCGGAAGAAAUGGACAGCGAUAAGCAUGGUGAUUCUUCAAGCAACAUAACAUUCUUCCGCCAAAUGUGUCGGAUGUCUCUCAUAAAAGGUCGCAUAUACAGCCGGUUGUACUCUGCCAAAGCAUUAUUGAGGCCACCACUUGAAAUCUACAAGACAGUCAAAGAGCUACAUGCAGAGCUUGAGGAAUGGAGACUCGAUUCUCCAUCCAUUAGUGAACCAAAAUUGAAGUCUGCUGAAGGCGACUUUCUAUUCGGGUUUGCUUCUCUUGGUCUGCACUUUGUCUAUCACAAUGCCUUGAUAAUGAUUCAUCGGGUACCUGUCUUUAUUAACUACAUGGUGAUGGCCAGAGAUGAGCCAGAGGAUCUGCGGUCGCUCAGCAAAGCACACGCUGCAAAAUCAGGAACCAUCGGUGCACAGGCCGCUCGCGAUACACUGAAGCUCAUCAAUAAUAUGCCAUGGGGAGACAUCGCAUGGACUUGGUCCCUGUUAUACUACGUUUUCUUAGCGGCAACAACAAUGUUCUCAAACAUUUUACGGGAUACUCGACAUUCUCAAGUCCGAGCAGAUCUUCAAUCCCUCACAAUGGCCUCAAGCUUCUUCGCAACUCUCGUCCCCGGCGACGGGCCAAAUAGCUAUGCCGGGUUCAUGACUCGCAUGAGCGCCACAUUGGAGCGCAUCGCCAGGAUUGUAGUUGAGAAAGAGGAAAAAAGAUCUCGUGCCCCUGACGAAGAAGAUCAAGAAUAUAAACCGCCAGGAGCUAAAAGACACCACGCGCGGAAAACAACACAACAUCCAAAACAGCACCGUCCUGCAACCUCGCGCACGCCAAAGACAUCUGGCACCGCUCCCGUUCAAACAUCAAACACCGCCAGACAAAUGAACUUCGGAAUCCCUGACACUCUCGAAGGUCUCCCCCCAGUCAAUUCCUCCGGCUAUGUUGUACCCAUGAGCCCAGGCCCAGGUUCAACCCCAAACAACAACAGUCAAAGCUCAUACAUGAACGCUCAAACUUUCUCUCCAUCAACAACAAACCUAGACCGCACAUUUCUCCACGAAGGAGCCCGCACUGCAAUCCCCGCCCCAAUCCCCGCCUGGCAACUUUCCCAAGACUUCUCCGCAGCAGCGACGACCCCAGCUCUUAAAACCGCCACUGCCUCCCCAGACUCCUACAACAGCAACCCCAUCCCCGAUUUCUUCCAGGUCCCCAUGUCCGGCGAAUGGGACUACGGCGGAAACAUGUUUCCCGGCCUCUUCCCCGCAGAAUAUUCUUUCCCGCCCCCUCACCCUGUCCAAGCUGAUGGGUAUCCGCCUAUGCCGAUUUUGUCGGCUGAGUCUUUUAUGAAUGGCGCACCUGCAGUUGAUGGCCAUGCGGCCCAGGCUGCUGGGCUGGAUGCCCAGAAUUUGGGGUACGGAUAUGUGCCUGAGGGGCAGGAGGAUGUAAAUCAGGGAUCUGAUUCGGUUUGGUCGAAUGGGUUCUUGGGUCUCUUCUAG
Messenger RNA from Penicillium soppii, 2571 nucleotides. RefSeq names its product transcription factor domain-containing protein. The coding region runs from base 1 to 2571 and encodes 856 amino acids. The record is from RefSeq and is a predicted model, not a curated record. NCBI's taxonomy places the organism in Eukaryota, Fungi, Ascomycota, Eurotiomycetes, Eurotiales, Aspergillaceae. Gene Ontology annotation, molecular function: DNA binding; zinc ion binding. The transcript is spliced from 7 exons. Gene Ontology annotation, biological process: DNA-templated transcription.